Messenger RNA from Komagataella phaffii GS115, 957 nucleotides. RefSeq lists its product as uncharacterized. Gene Ontology annotation, biological process: protein ubiquitination; proteasome-mediated ubiquitin-dependent protein catabolic process. NCBI's taxonomy places the organism in Eukaryota, Fungi, Ascomycota, Pichiomycetes, Pichiales, Pichiaceae. The record is from RefSeq and is a predicted model, not a curated record. Bases 1 to 957 code for a protein of 318 amino acids. Gene Ontology annotation, molecular function: ubiquitin protein ligase activity; metal ion binding. The transcript has a single exon.
AUGAAAGAACCAGAAGAAUUUGACCUCAAGAAGCUCUUUCAAGGUUCGAGAGAGUAUGAGAUCCUUAGCAAACUUACAUGCAAGACUGUUGAACAUUUAACUUGUACGAUAUGCCAGGAUUUAAUGAUCAUACCAUUUGUCACAUCGUGCGGACAUAGCUUUUGCUAUGGAUGUAUUUACGAAUGGCUUAGGAAAAGGCCAAGAACCUGUCCAAUAUGCCGAACCACAGUCCAAGCGGAACCCAUACCAAAUCAUUCGCUCAGAAAUAUCCUCAGUCAGUUCAUAGAAACGUGCUUAGAAAUAUUUCCAGAGGUUGCUGACACCGUUAAAACAAUUCAUGCUCAACAGACGGAGCUCUUUGAGAAAGAUUCUAAAAACAAAGCUUCUUUGUUUGGAUCAAUAUUUCAAAACAAAGGCUAUGCCGUCUAUGAUACUGACGACGGUGUUACUCGUUGUUCUGAGUGUCAUUGGGAGGUUCAUGGCUCUUUGUGCUUGAAUUGUGGCCGAGAACUAAUAAACCGACAAAGCGCAGGCGAUGAAAGUUUGGAAGACGAUUCCGAGGGCGAUGCAGUUUCUAUUGUUGAGGAGGACAGUAUCCUAGAUGAAGACGAAUCAGAGUCAGAUUUUGACGACUUUGUUGAUCACAGAGAUUUACACGCUAUCUUAAACGAAGAGGCACAAGAUGAAAGAGGGGUUGAUUCGGAAUCGGAGGGAUCAAGUGAUGAAGAUUUUGGCCACAACUACGGAAGUAGUAGAAGAGCGGUGGUUGAAAUCAGUGAUGAAGAUGAAGAUACAGAUACAGACAGCAGAGACGAGGACAGUGACAAUGAGCCAGUGACUCAAUCUGUUCAUUGCUCUAGCCGUGCUAUUCCUGAUGAUAGUUCUUCUGAACUUUCAAGCUUGGAAUACAUGGAACGGGAGUUUGAUGUAUGGAACGGAUUCAGCGACUCAGAGUAA